UAAACCCUAAGCUGAAGAAAAACUUUGAAGAAGGAAUAGCUUUCAUUCGACGGUUCCUCUCAGUCUCAGCUUCCCUUGCCUACUUAGCCUCAGCCCACAGCCACGCCUUCUUUGCCGUUGUCGUUGGCUCCACCCACAGCUGAGCCGACAGCUACUGAAAUUAACCCACACCAACCGUCACCGUAAGUUAUCUGAAAAAAUACCUAAUAAUGGGAAAAAAGAAAUUCAUCGAUAAAAAGAAAUCAGCGACAUUCCAACUACUUGCUCGAGACUCUUCUGAUCCCAAUUACAGUGACUCACCUGGUAGCGACCGAGUCUUUGUCCGAGUCGACAAUAAUCCUGUCUCCUUCGACACCGUCUUUGAUGAAGAUAAUAAUUGCUAUAAUGACUGUCAAUAUGAUAAUGAGGACUCUAUAUUUGCCGAUGCACCCAAUGACAAUGGUGACAGUGGUGACGAUUAUGAUAGAGUGUUGGGAAGCUCCUCUCGUAUGGUCGUGAACGAUAAGGGUGCAUUGCCGGAGAAUGUCAGGAAGGAAAUUUUGGAGCUAGGGUUUCCAGAUGAUGGUUACAAUUAUUUGAUUCAUUUGAGAGAGAUUAGAAACACCGGUGGAGGCUCUGCUUUCUAUCAUAACCCUAAGUUCAAGCCUGACCAGCUUCCUCAUGAUGUUAAGGCCUAUGAUGCUUCAAGAGUACAGAUAUCAAAUUCAAAAGGGAAUUAUAAUGAGAGAUCGAUUUACAGUGUUGCUUCAAAUACACUUAAUGCUAGGGUGAACAAAGUGUUUGAUCCUGAAGUGGCUGCUCUGCUUGAUGAUAGUGAUUUGUCGCGUUUUGGAUCUGAUAUUGAGGAUUUGGAGGAGGAUUUCAUUGUUAGGGCAAACACUGGUGAAGAAGGGGAGGGUGAUGAGAGUGGUAAGAAGUUGAAUUUUGUUGAAGAUUUUGAGUUUAUUGAUGCCAGUGUUAAGAAUGCUGAUACGAAAUCCGGCAAUCAAGAGAUUGCAAAUGAAGUAAGGAAUUACCAAGGGGAAGAAAAGCCACGCUCCCGGCGCCUUUUGGAUGAGCAAUUCGACAUUCUUGAACUUAAAGAAUAUGGCUCCGAUGACGACGAUGAUGAUUGUGAGGGUUACAUGGCUGAAGAAGAAGAGUUUCUGGCAGACAAGCUGAAAAAUGUUCUAAAUGAAAAUGAUAUGGAUGAUUUGGAGCAUGAUGAUGUAUAUAAAGCUCCUGCUGAUUUAUUGCAUGGUAGUAAGAGUCCUAAAAGCAAGGAGCUAACUGCUGAUAUCAUGCGUCGUUGUGCUGAAUACGCCGAAAAUUAUGAAAAUGAAAGUGAAGAUGAAAAAGUGAUGGUUGUGCAAGAAAGCAGCGAUGAAUCAGAACAAUUUGAUUGUGAGAGCAUCAUCUCCACGUAUUCGACCCUUGAUAACCACCCAGGAAAAAUUGAAGCUCCGGGGGUAACUAGGAAAAAGAAGUUAGCUGAAACUGUUUCUGGGGCUUUGAGUGCCAAAAGUCAGGUGAUAUCCCUCAGGGGAAAAGAAAAGCUCCCGCUAGACUUUUUACCUAAUAGCAGGAAGGCUACAGCAGAAAAAGUAAAGAUUGCAGGUAGCAUAAUACCCGAACAGCAUAAGAGAAAGCAACAUGGUCAGGAGACUAAGGAGGAAAAGAAAGAACGGAAGCUUGCUGUAAAAAAGGAACGAAGUGAAGCACGGAAAAUGAAAAAGGCAAUGAAAGAGCUAUACCGGAGUGAAACCCAGCAAGCUCAGAAAGUAGCUGCUAUAUCUGGCCCAUCUGCCAUUCGAUUAAUGUAGGUGAAUGUUGAGAUGGCUGUUGUUUGAGGCAGUUUCUUCCAUUGGGGUGCUCUUAUUUGCUGCUCAGGUCUUGGAGCAUCCAUGGUUGGUAACCAUUAAAUUGUUAGUUUUCUUUAUAUUUGAUGCUUUUUGAGUUGAAAAAUGAUGGAAAGCAUGGAAGAGCUCUGCUUUUACGUGCAUCUUUUUGGGUAGUGUGUCUGCGUCCGAAUGUUACUUCAAUAUGUUUGUCCCUAAACACACUUGGAUAUCUGCCUUUUAUUGAUUUAUAAAUUAUAUUACGAACUUGUAUAUAUUUUUA
Gossypium raimondii (Peruvian cotton) is the source of this 2100-nucleotide messenger RNA. RefSeq lists its product as uncharacterized. The record is from RefSeq and is a predicted model, not a curated record. Gene Ontology annotation, cellular component: nucleus; cytosol; preribosome, small subunit precursor. Gene Ontology annotation, biological process: ribosomal small subunit biogenesis; ribosomal small subunit export from nucleus. The coding region runs from base 210 to 1802 and encodes 530 amino acids. The transcript has 6 exons. Lineage: Eukaryota; Viridiplantae; Streptophyta; Magnoliopsida; Malvales; Malvaceae.